AUGUUGGUUCAGGAGAAUCUCAUAUUACUCGAGAAGCCAUCAAAGGCUGGCUCAUCCAGCUCGGAUUCAACCGCGCGCAGAACCCUGUCAAAGAUUCGGGGCGUCCUUUUCCAUCUCAAGACACUCUAUCUCUUCACGAGAAGCGACGUCAAGACCGUGCUCGCACCUCAGAUCAUCUUCGUCGUUGCGGUGGUCCUCAGUCGAGAGCGCCUGACAACAGGUGAUGAGCCGGCGUCGCUUUACGCACUGCGACGGUUACCUCUGGCCGUGGCAUGGAUAUGGUUCAACCUCAUCAUAUGCGGCAUUUCGAACCAGCGACUGCCGGAGUCUAUACUUGAAGACGAGCACAAUAAACCGUGGAGGCCGAUCGCCGACAAUAGAUUGACGCCGGAAGAGGCACAAAAAUUACUGCUUGCCAUCAUUCCGUUGGCGAUGGUAUCAAGCUUGUUCCUGGGCGGGUUUACACCUACUGUCACAAUGAUGGCUUUGUUAUGGAUGUAUAACGACCUCGACGGCAGUAGCAUCAAUGUCUGGGGACGAAACGCAAUCAACACUGGAGGGAUAAUGUGCUUCAGCGCCGGGGCGCUGGAGGUGAUGUCUGGUGGGCAACUUCUCCCCAAGGCGUGGACGUGGAUCGGGCUCACUGGCGCCGCGAUUGCGUCAACUGUUCAAGCACUGGAUUUCCCAGACAUGGAAGGCGACAGGGCGCGAGAUCGGCAGACUAUACCACUGCUGUACGGCGAGACAUUUGCUCGGAGGAGCUUGGCGAUGGCGGUGGUGUUUUGGUCCGCUGUUUGUUCAUCAUUCUGGGAGCUGCGGCUAUCUUGCCGAGCGAUACCUUUGAGUGUGGGGUUUACGAUGGCUGUUUUGACCGUUAUGAGACGCGGCGAGAAGUGUGAUAAGAUUGUAGCGAAGCUGUGGUGCAUGUGGAUGUCUGUCUUGUACUUGUUGCCUCUUCUUGUAUGA
Molecule: messenger RNA, 966 nt
Organism: Colletotrichum truncatum
Lineage: Eukaryota; Fungi; Ascomycota; Sordariomycetes; Glomerellales; Glomerellaceae
Product: UbiA prenyltransferase
Cellular component (GO): membrane
Molecular function (GO): transferase activity, transferring alkyl or aryl (other than methyl) groups
Source: RefSeq, a predicted model, not a curated record